Molecule: messenger RNA, 1620 nt
Organism: Culex quinquefasciatus (southern house mosquito)
Lineage: Eukaryota; Metazoa; Arthropoda; Insecta; Diptera; Culicidae
Gene: Su(fu)
Product: suppressor of fused homolog
Exons: 2
Coding region: 116-1465 (449 amino acids)
Cellular component (GO): nucleus; cytoplasm
Molecular function (GO): transcription factor binding
Source: RefSeq, a predicted model, not a curated record
CAAACAGUUCAGUCCGUCGCUUAGCCAUAGCAUAGCAUCAGUUGUUUGUAUACACGGCAGCGCAUCCUGUUGGUGCUUUGUGUUUGAUUCUCCAUUUUUAGUUAAUUUUUGUGCGAUGGCAUCGAUCAAAACUGAAAAGGAAGAUCCGCUGAAGCGACGGAUGGUUCCGCGAGGACUCCAGAAGUUGAUCGAGCAGUGUUUGAAAAUCUACCCCGAUCAGACAAACCCGCUGCAGGUGACCACCGUGCUGAAGUAUUGGUUGGGAGGUCAGGACCCCUUGGACUACAUCAGCAUGUACAACAAUCCGGGCAAUCCGGACGAGAACAUUCCCCCACAUUGGCACUACAUCAGUUUCGGACUUUCGGAUCUGCACGGCGAUGGACGGGUUCAUCUUCCCGACACUGUCGGUGGUUUGGAACCUCGUUCGGGAAUGGGUUUUGAGCUCACGUUUCGGUUGGUGAAAUCACCCGAUGAGGAAAGACCGCCAACGUGGCCGGCGAAUCUGCUGCAGUCGCUGGCCAAGUACGUCUUCCAGUCGGGAAAUCGCCUCUGCUCCGGAGACAACAUUCCGUGGCGUAGAUCGUUGGACGGAAAGACUUCCAGCAUCCAGCACAUGUUGAUCGCCGAAGAUCCGCAGAUGUCUCGCACGGAGACGCCGUUCGGAUGGGUUGACUUUCUACAAAUCGCCGGUGUGACCAACGAAGAGCUGGAGCAGGCGUCACGCUGGAACGGCAAAGGAAUUCUGAACCUGCUGCAAAAAGACCCAACUACCGGAGGAUCGUGGCUGAUCACCAACAUGGCUCGUUCGAAGAGCGUUUUCGAGCUGUUUCCCAAAACUCUACGCCAGCUGGAGAUCGACUUGGAGAAGGAAGGAUCUGACCUAGCUGGUGUGAACGCGGAUUUCACCUUCAAAGAACUUCCCAAAAUUACAAUCAAAAAGGAGAUUGUCGAUCCGGAGGAAGAAAUUACCAAAUGUAUUUCCUCGUGCAACAUCGAGAUAAAGAAGGAGUUCAACGAUGGCCUCGAGCACUCCGGAUCGUCCGACAUGGUGAACCCGUUCAACCACUCGCAGGUUCCAUCCCGGGUGUCCCCGCUGAACGGAAUCGAACUGACGCUCGCACCCUACGCGGCCAAGUUCCUGGUGUUGGCAAUCAAGGACAGAAUUCGCCACGGUCGCCACUUCACCUUCAAGGCGCAAAACAUGGCCGUGACGUUCGUGUCCGAGUCCGUCACCGGGUCUAUCGUUACGAAGGAUUCGCCGUACGGUGUGCUCGGUUAUUGGGUUCAAAUUCUCAUCCCGAACGCGCUGAUUCCCAAAAUGAUUGACACGUUUAGCGACCUGAACAGUAGCGUUGAUAACUUGAAGAUCCCGCUAACGUACGAAUGGCCUGAGCACAACCUCAAGUUUAUCAUCGACAAUCCUCCGCCGGAACUGCUCAACCAGCAGGGGCCGAUUUUGGCUUAGUGGUGGUAAAGUAAGUUGGACGGAGGGAUGUAGACAAUUUCAUUUUUCAUACUAACGAUUUGAAAAAAAAAAAAAUAAUAAUACUCUAAACUUUAUGUAUUAAGACUCAAAUUCCAUUUACAGAUGAUGUGCCUUUCGAAUUAGAUAUCAUAGAA